AGAAUAUAUAUUUAGAAAGGAUAUAGUUGUUUUUUUUGUGUCAAAAAUGGAGUUUGAUUGGUCAAAAUUAGAUGAAGAAUUUACACAUAAAAUGAAAGAUUUUCUUAAUGAACAGUUUCAAAAGAUCUUUCAUUCAUCAUAUUUAAAGAAUGUUAAUGUUGAAUAUUUUGAUUUUGGAACGGUUGCUCCGGUAGUUGAUAUUGAAAAUAUAGAAGAUCCAUAUCCAUAUUUUUAUGAGGAUAUGGAAUCAAAUCAUAAUGAAUUAGGGGAGGGAAUUACAAAGCAUUGUCAGAAUAUGAAGGAGGAGGAGGAUGAGAAGAAUGAGCAAGAUACAGAUGUUUCUGUUGAUGAAUCAGAUGUAGCAUCAACAACAUCACAACCUCCACCAUAUGUUGAAACGGGAUUUCCUCAAUUUCAAAUACAAGAUCUUACGAAUUUAUUGAUGCAUGAUUCACCUAUUACGUCUCAUAAAUCAUCGAAAUCAAAUGUUGGUACAAAUUGUCUUCCUUUUUUUCAAUCAACGUUUUCAGGCUCAUCGGGGAAUAUUGUCUCGGUAUCAGGGCUAUCUACACCACAUUGGGUUGGAACUCAUUUGUUAAAUAGUCAUUAUCAAUCAUCAUAUAAAAACGAAGAAAUUAUUUCGCCAAUUAAUCAAAAUAUCCAAAUAGCAUUUUCUUCAAAUAUCUCACCGGUUACUACUCAAGCUAAAAACAAUAAGGAAUCUCAAAAUACGGAUUUUAAUGAAGAUUUUCAAAUAAGGUUUCGAAUUGCAUAUGAAGGAGAUAUAAGAAUAGAAAUUACAGCUGAAUUGCAUUUGAAUUAUCAUUCAACGAUGUUUAUUACUCUUCCCGUCAAAAUUACACUAACAGGACUAUCAUUUGAAGCGAUUGGAAUUUUAGCCUAUGUUAAUAAACGUUUUCAUUUUUGCCUGAUUGAUGAUGAACAAAAAGAGAAACUAUUAAAAAACAUCAAAAUUGAAUCAGAGAUAGGAGAUAAAAGUAAACAAAUACUUAAAAAUGUUGGAAAAAUCGAAGCAUUUUUGUUAGAGCAAUUUAGAAAAAUCAUAGAAAGAGAAUUAGUUUUCCCAAAUUGGUUGACUAUUGUUAUAUAGAUAGUAUAGAAUCAUAUUUAAAAUUUUAAUGACCAA
Messenger RNA from Pneumocystis carinii B80, 1147 nucleotides. RefSeq lists its product as hypothetical. Gene Ontology annotation, molecular function: lipid binding. The record is from RefSeq and is a predicted model, not a curated record. Gene Ontology annotation, biological process: phospholipid transport; mitochondrion organization. Bases 47 to 1111 code for a protein of 354 amino acids. Gene Ontology annotation, cellular component: ERMES complex. The transcript has a single exon. NCBI's taxonomy places the organism in Eukaryota, Fungi, Ascomycota, Pneumocystomycetes, Pneumocystales, Pneumocystaceae.